UCUCUCUCUCUCCCACACACACACACACACACACACACACACCAGCCAACCACAGGUCAGCAGCUCAGACAGACACCUUAUUCCUCUCCAGCUGGAAAGAGCAGAGUGUUGCAAGGUGCACACACACACACACACACACACACACACACACACACACACACACACACACACACACACACACACACACACACACACACACACACACACACACACACAUAUAUAGUUUUUCCACGCUCACACACGUGCACAUCUACGCACAUGCCAGGACUUUAUCUGUGAAGCUGAAAGACGUCCGCGCAAGAGGAGACAGAAGGAGCACCAAAAUAGGAACUUAUUGCUUUUAAAAGUGGAUUCAUUAAAUUAUCGCAUGUUGUGAAAGGAGAAGACAAACACAAUCAAGAGGACACACGAUGACGAAGAUGUCACAUAACCGACCGGAACACCUCGAGGGAGGCCCUCACUCAGUCCAGGUCUCCUAAAGUGCAGGCUGGACGUCGGUGGCAUCCAGAGGAUCUCCGCUUCCUCUCCUUCUCUCUUCAGGACUCCCACCCUCUUGUCAUCUCGCCACUGAGGCAUCUCCCAAUCACCAGCAUGCCUAGAGCUUGCACAAGGUGCACCUUGGGAGUCUGACCCACCAUGUGCAGAUGGACGCCGCUCGUAGCUCAUCUUUCUGCCGAGCCUGCGAUUUGCACUGCUCCAGUUCCAGCCUCUUCUAGGCGACUUCCUGCCUCCUUUUACCUGAUAUGCUUCAUCCUGCUGAUGGUCAACGCCAGCACCGCCACAGGGGCCUGCCCUCCUGGGGGAGGUCAUAAACCCCUUCAGAUCCUGUCAGGUGGCAUCAACUGUUCAUGGACUUUGGAGAGACACACUCGCAGUUACAAUCAUCUUGAGGGCGAUGUCCGACUACGGCGACUUUACUCCGCCAAUAAAUUCUUCCUCUGCAUUGACAAAACAGGAAAAGUGGAUGGCACCCGGCGGAAAAACUACGCUGACAGUUUGAUGGAAAUCCGAUCUGUCAGUGUGGGAGUUGUUGCCAUCAAAUCUGUCAGCACUGGGCUGUACUUAGCCAUGUCUAAGAAAGGCACACUCUUCGGAUCGGUGAAAUACAACCCAAGCUGCAAGUUCAAGGAGCGUAUUGAGGAGAAUGGCUACAACACAUAUGCCUCCCUCCGCUGGAAGUAUGGUGGCAGGCAGAUGUUCGUUUCUCUGAAUGGGCGGGGAAAACCGCGACGAGGUCAUAAGGCUCGAAGAAGACACCCGUCCACUCAUUUCCUGCCCAUGCUCCCCUCGUAGCUGCCCAAGUGUGAACUGGCUGACUCUCAUCGUGCUUGUGUUGAAUGCCACUAUUAUUCCAUCCUCAUGUUGCAUAAAUGUACAUUUUUGGGGGUUUGUAAGUAACAUUUGUAGAGUUAGUAUAUGUACUUUUAAAUUAUUUUCUGUUUUUUGAUGAUGUCCAGUAAUACAAUCACGUAAAGGACAGUUAUACAAUCCUCAGAAAUCUGCGGCCACAGUAUCUGAGUGUGCAUGUGAAUUACAGUAUAAACACUUAGAUCUCAGAUACUUUACAGGAUUUUCAGCUGUUUUGAAGUAACUUCAAGAAACUGUAUGAAGAACAAAGAGACUUGGCAACAACAAAUGUGGGAUACCUGGUUGUCAUAGUCAUUAUUCCCAAUCUUCAUCUCCAUUAGCAGAGACGUAUCAGAUACCAAAUGUUAUAUUUGUCAAGCUGAUAUAAUAUCACUGCUACAUAUCGACUGUUCUUUGGGAUAUUCAGACACACCUGGAUAAAAGACACUGAACUGCACCCUGAAGGUGAAAAUCCAAGUGGACUCCAAAUGCUCCAUUCUCACAAAUAGUGGAAUUUCACCUCACAGCUCCUGCUUUAGAUGUCCAGAUCAGAAACCGUGCAUACCUAGAAAUGAUGAAUAAUGAUUCCACUUAGAGGCUGUAGGAACGCCAGGUGUUAUUCCCAUAGCUGCAACUUCAAUUAAAUUAGCAUAUUGUAGUAAAUGUUUAUCACAUGUAUUUUCCCGUCUCUGUUAAGUCUUGCUAACAUUAUCUCAACAAGGCUGUUGCUAAUAGAACAUUUAAUAUAUUUAAAAUAUUUUGUACUCCUUAACUGUUUGUUGAUGUUCAUUAUUGUUGUUGUUGACUCUUGGUGGAUUGUAGACUUGCAGUAAAAAAG
Molecule: messenger RNA, 2185 nt
Organism: Thalassophryne amazonica
Lineage: Eukaryota; Metazoa; Chordata; Actinopteri; Batrachoidiformes; Batrachoididae
Gene: fgf22
Product: fibroblast growth factor 22
Exons: 3
Coding region: 637-1293 (218 amino acids)
Biological process (GO): fibroblast growth factor receptor signaling pathway; regulation of cell migration; positive regulation of cell population proliferation
Cellular component (GO): cytoplasm
Molecular function (GO): growth factor activity; fibroblast growth factor receptor binding
Source: RefSeq, a predicted model, not a curated record